AUAAAACCUACCCCUGCUUCCGCUCCAACUCUCAGAACAAUCUCACGGCGAGCACUUCGUUCGCCGCCGCCGAACCAUCGCGAGAGGAAUAAUUCCUGGACUGGAAGAGCCGCCGAGCCAUGGGCAACUGCUGUGUCGCUGGUGCUUCGUCAGACAAGGCAACGUUUAAGUGGAGCAUCGACAACUUCUCCUCCCUUCUUGACAAGGGUGAAGGAUGGAUAAACUCUAGAGUGUUUAAGAUCAUGGGCCAUGACUGGCACUUGAGACUGAAUCCAAUGGACAGAAACAGCGACGGUGAAGAGUGUGUCUCCCUCAGGCUUGUGCGGUCAAAAGCUUCAGUGGAACCCAACACUAUCGUCGACACAUCUUUCAGAUUGAUCAUAUAUGAUCAGUCAUAUGGAAAGCAUAGUGAACAUCACGUGAGCCAUACUUUCCACACUGCAAGCACAAGUUCUGGCAAGUCAUGCAUGAUUAGGCUUGCGAAACUGAAGAAUUCAUCUGGAUUCGUCAUCAAUGACAACUGCGUCUUUGGUGUCAAGUUCAUAAAAGUUGUCACCACAAAAGCAAAGACGGCAUCAGAGAAAUUCUAUGUCAAGAAUACGAGCACUUUGCCCGAGGUCAAAGAUGCUUACACGUGGUGCAUUGCGGACUUCUUUGGAAUGGAGAACGAAGGGUACUCCCCGGAGUUCACAGCCGGUGGAUACAAAUGGUCGAUUUACCUCAAUAAAGAAGAAAACCACAUCUCCUUGUACCUGAAAAAGAUGAUAAAUGAUCUCCCCGAAGACUAUGCCGUCCUGGUUGAAUAUACCUUAUCCAUAAAAAACCAGGAAGGUGGCAAGCAUUUCAUAACAAAAGGCCGGACCCAGUUCUCAAACAAUUAUCCGACCUGGGGAUUUGAGAAGGUUGUUUCGAUGGAGGAUAUUCAGGACUCAUCAAAUGGUUAUCUCGUCAAAACCAAGUGCUGCAUUGAGGCUGAGGUCAAACUCAUUGGCUCCUCCAGGAUGAAGUAGUUUCAGUAAUUGUAUCUAGUUGUGCCAAAAAUUUACUUAUCUCAGAAAAUAGGCCCUUCAUUCAUUUUGUCAAGGACACCAAAUGUUCAUGCUUCUUGCAUUUGGAUGGGAUCUUAAUUGCUAAAAUACGCAGCUGAGCGAUUUUUGCAGCAGUAGUUUGCUAUCGUAUUUUAAUAGCUCUGUUUCUCUUCUGAACAACACAUUUGUUGCUAUUCCUACUCGAAGUAAUCUACUCUGUUACUGAAAGUUACAAAAAGAGAUUAAUUUUCUGUUUGGCAUAUUGCCAGAUAGGUUUGUGUAGUUUUCUUGAGCAAUCGUCCGCAUCCACUCCCCUCGCCCCCGGCCAAAACGGUCAGUGACUCCCGUAGCCGCCGCCGGCGCCGCCGCCGUACGAGUCCUCCCUCUCCAGUUUCUCCUCCACCCUAGCCAACCCUCCGAGCACGCCCGCCGCCAGCCCCGUCCCCAUCCCCAUCUUAUUCUUUUUGCCUCCGGCACCAAUGGUGCCGGUUCUGUACCCGGCGGUGGCAGCGAGUUCCUCCCUCCCUUUUGCCUUCCAGCUCUUAACAAUCAUUCACAGGCGAGGUGAAACAUCCGGCCGACUCCCCUCGCCACAUCGCCUUCCUCGCACGCCAAUUCACGGAAGCCCUCUCCCUCUCCGUCUUCCACUCCCACGUCCUGGCACCCCGAUGCCGACGACUCCCUCGACAACCCUCUGUCGCCCGGCGUCUCCGCGUCUUCCCUUGCCACAUCGUCAUUCGCCACUAUAGAUUCAUGAAGAGGCGAGGAAAUUUUCUGUCAGACUUGUGAGUAGUUGUCCCUUGGGUGAGCGCUGAUUACUAAUCAGGUGGUCUCCUUUUGCCUAUCAAGUUUCAAAUACAGCUCAACAGUUGAUUUGACACGGUUUAUUGUAUUGGUCGACUAUCUGUAGCCUUUAAUAGCUCAAUUAGUUUUGUGAAAGUCGUUUGCUUGAAAAUCAUGUGCCUCUAAUGCAAGACAUCGGCCAAGCAGCAGCAUCAAGGGUUGGCAUGGGCUGUAGGGCAGGGGCCCAACUGACUCUGAAAAUCAAGCAUCUUUCAGCUUUCUACACAAGAAGUGUCGCUGUUGCAAGAGGAGGUGCACAUGGCGCUGCUGGAGCCGACGCUCGGGAUCAAUUUCGUAAGCGACGGGACGAGCCGGCUCGUUUCAACUGCAGUCAACACGGUGUAAUUAAUACAACCUCUAAUAGUCCCAUCUGCUUCUCAAGGCCUGAUGCUUGACUUGUGCAUACUAAACUGAAUCAGGCGCUGCCAUGAGGGCAUCAUAUCACUCUUUCAGUGCAAAUUUCAGGAGCCCUCUUUUGCUUUCUUCUUAAUCUAAAUCAAAAUCCAGUUGGAUUUAGAAAUUUUUGUGCACAUCUAUAUGAAUGAAUAUGAAUAUUAUUUUUUGUUUUUAAAUUUUUAGUGCACUUGCAAUUAAAACACAAUUAGAAACAGGUAACAAAAUGUCAUCCCUAAGAACAGAGGUACAACAACUUUGGCAUAUCCACAUAAAUAAAUUUCUUGCAGAAAUAACCUAUGGACUGCAUUGCCAUGUCAGUAUAUAAAUGAUCUGUACAUCGACUCAUUUUUAAUAUUAGUUUUCCAUAUAUUAGCAGUCCCUAAUAUAGGUAAGGUAGUAGUUCAAACAUUAAUAAUCUGAUCUAUCACUCACUUAUCUUUGAAGCUUCAUUGCCCCUGGUAAACUUUGAUAGGAAGUGAAGAUCACAUAAACAAUGAUUCAGCUUUUGUUUGGUUUACGUCUUUAGUGGAUUAUUUGACACUAUCACAUAUAUAUACAGCGCCAGUUUUAGAAUGGUCAUUUUCAAUCUUUCUGUGGAUAGUUUUUUGGGUUCAUUGCAAAGUUCAAUUUCCUGGCAAUAUGUAGGGAAUGGUUUUGGCUCCUAGCAACUUUGCUUCGUAUGAGUCUAAUUUGUAUGAGUCUAAUCCAUACAAACUUAACAAGUGGUAUUUGUGGCCGUUUAUUUAGUACUGCUACCAUGACAGUUGGUUAUGUCAAGUUAGCUCGUAAUUUAGUAAAUAAGUAUGCCCCUGCCACUAGAAGGUUGUAGUGCCACUAUGUAGAGGACUAUAUCACUGCGCCUACAUUGCCAUGCCUUCUUCCCUGCAUUGCUAUUAGUCUCUUCAUCUAUGGUCAGAUGCUUGCUAAGGUUGGCAACUUUAGUUGUGUUUGAAUUUUGGCCUUUUGCUAUUAGUACAACUUAAGAUCUUUUUAAUGCAAAUAGUGUUCUCAGUGUAGCACAAUAUUCAUCCUCACUAUUCAUCAUGGAAAAAAAUAGCCCACUAUUUUUGCCGCUAUAGCUCGAAAUAGCUUGAAAAAAAUUGUGCCGCUAUUUGCGUUUAUACACAAUUUUACCGCUAAAGUACACUAAUUACGGUUUAUAAAACGCUGAACACCUUGGCCUUAGCUCGCUAUUUAAAACAUGGCUAUUCAUUGUGUGUUGAUUGAUUCAAUUCCGUUUUGAGUUCUCGGAGUAAUCUGAUCUAAUAAAAUUUCGGGAGUAGCUAAUGGUGUGAAGUAAUACGAUCUCGUCGAACGGAAAGGCCAUUUGCUGAAAAGGGUUUCAACUUUGCAGCUCUGAAGGUUCAUUUUGACUGCAUAUACCGCUGCAUCAACACAGUGUCAAGCUGCGAGUCCAAACUCCAAGCAAAGCUGAGAGUAUCACCCACCUGAUGUGGCAAAACCAUACCUGAUCCUUGUGUUAGUUUUGCUACUCAUGCUCUAACUGUUCAUCUUUUAUGAAGAUUCAUGUAACAGUGAUAUUGCAAACAUCAUUCUGGAAAUGUUAUUUUUAAAAUAAUGAUAUAAGACAUGUUUAUACCUAUAUUAUCAUGUUAUAUUAUUUUUUCCGUUGCAACGCA
Molecule: messenger RNA, 3907 nt
Organism: Sorghum bicolor (sorghum)
Lineage: Eukaryota; Viridiplantae; Streptophyta; Magnoliopsida; Poales; Poaceae
Exons: 11
Coding region: 120-1010 (296 amino acids)
Molecular function (GO): protein binding
Source: RefSeq, a predicted model, not a curated record